AUGCCAGACCAGAAGACGCCCCUCGAGCCGCCGCCGGCCUACGAUGCCGACUCGGAACACACGCCGCUCGUCGCCGGCGCACCCGCCCCUGUCCGCCAGCAGAUUGCCCGCGCCCCUCUACCGCUUGAGCUUCCCGCACUGCAGGCCCUUCGUGGCAAGAGAGUGAUCCUAGCCUCGGCCUCGCCACGACGAAAGCAGCUUCUCAAUCAGAUCGGUCUGCGGGACUUGGAAAUCAUUCCUUGCACGGCUCCCGAAGACUUCAGCAAAACACUUGCUCCUUUCGAAUACGUCCUACAAACAGCCGAGCAGAAAUGCACCCUUAUAUAUCGUCAAGAGAUUGAUUCCGAGAAGGGCGAGCCUGCGCUAGUCAUUGCUGCCGACACGGUCGUUGUGAGCCCAAUGGGCGACAUUCUGGAGAAGCCAAGAAGCGAGAGGGAGCACAUUUCAGUCCUCAAGGCUUUGAGGAACAGCGGCUGGCACAAGGUCUACACAGCUGUCGUGUGUAUGGCUCCUUUGGAAAGUGCCAUGGACCCUGGUUAUGCUAUCAAGAGAACCGUUGAGGAGACCAACGUCAAGUUCGACCAAGCAGGUACUGCCGCCUUCCUUACUAUUCAUCCCCACAGUACUAACCACGNNUCCACAGUAUCCGACGAACUCAUUCUCGCAUACGUCAAGACUCGCGAAGGUGCCGACAAGGCAGGCGGCUACGGUAUUCAGGGCAUGGGCGCCAUCCUUGUUGAGAAGAUUGAUGGUUCAUACGACAAUGUCGUCGGUUUACCGCUCAAUGCCACCAUGAAGCUUAUGGGCCAAGUCUUGAACCCCGAUCUUCAGGCUGAAGAAGAUGAAGAAGAAGAAGAGUGA
Messenger RNA from Aureobasidium vineae, 861 nucleotides. The record is from the annotation of a GenBank genome assembly. NCBI's taxonomy places the organism in Eukaryota, Fungi, Ascomycota, Dothideomycetes, Dothideales, Saccotheciaceae.